Messenger RNA from Porites evermanni, 6450 nucleotides. Lineage: Eukaryota; Metazoa; Cnidaria; Anthozoa; Scleractinia; Poritidae. The record is from the annotation of a GenBank genome assembly.
AUGGCGCUAAAAAAUUUUACUGAAGACGACAGCAAAACACUCGAAGAACUAUCCUGUUCGGCGGAAUUUCUCAGAGGUGUAGAUGGCGAACUUAUCUUUUUUUCAGCGCUAAAUAUUUUUCUUUCUAUUUCUGCAUUUCUGGGGAACACUCUGAUCCUAGUUGCCCUACACAAGGAAACUUCACUUCAUCCGCCGUCCAAACUCCUGUAUCGUAACCUAGCGAUAGCUGAUCUGUGUGUUGGUAUCACUGCGGAGCCUUUGGCUGUGACUUAUUGGACUUCCGUCUUGAAAGAAAGAUGGGAUAUUUGCUAUUACGCAAAUUUGGCACUACUUUUCUUAGGAUAUACUUUGUGUUCAGUGUCUUUACUAACAUCUGCUGCAAUAAGCGUCGACAGACUUCUCGCCUUGUUGCUGGGGCUCAGAUACAGACAAGUUGUAAUUUUGAGAAGAACAUGUAUAAUUGUUUUUGGUUUUUGGAUUUUGUCCAUCGUUGGCUCAUCUACUAUAUUUUCGAAUCCUCGUAUACUUCCUUGGUGUCAAUACAUAUUUACAGCCCUGUGUCUAGUCACCACAAUCUUCGCUUACACAAAAAUUUCCUAUACUCUGCGUCAUAAUCAAAUACAUGUUCACAACCAUGUUGCUCAAGGACAACAGAGCCAAGCAAUUCCCGCACUGAACAUAGCUCGAUACAGAAAGGCAGUGUACAGUGCAAUGUGGGUGCAGGGAACAUUGAUUAUUUGUUAUCUGCCGUAUGGUAUAGCAGUAGCUUUGAAACGUCAGAGAGGGAUGACUUUAUCCAUUUACCUUGCUCAGCAAUUUACGGCUACCUUAGUGUAUUUAAACUCAUCAUUAAACCCGUUGUUGUACUGUUGGAAGAUCAGAGAAGUGAGGCAAGCUGUGAAAGAAACAUUAAAGCAAAUGUUCCGUUGUUCGAGUUAGUGUACUUUACUUUUCCGCUGUAUACUAUUAAAAUUCAUGCGAAAAUUCCCGUUUAACUAAUUACAUUUUAUACUGUUGUGAAGUAUUUUGAACGUUAUUUUCAAAUUUUCGUUUGGGUCAAGGUUAGUCCUGAUUCUGUCCACAUAAUUAGGUCUUUUUCUGUUUUGACCUUUUGUUUCUUCUUGUAAUUGAAUUUUUUCUUAGCUCGCCAUUUUUCUUACUGCGAUGUUAGGAAUAUUCUUCGCUCAGUGCCAUUGUCAAAUGUUAGUUUUUCACAGAUAGUCGUGUUUGAGAUGUUAGUGCUGACCUUGGUUCUUAAUUAAGUCCCGUUAAAGUUCCUGUUUGGGUUUCAGAUCACCAGCGUUUUAGAUUUUUAUUGCGUUGUGACGAUCGCAACCAUGUAGGUUCAGUAAUACCAAAACAUUACCCACACUAUAUAAGUUCACCAUGAUUUUAAUUUAAUUUAUUCCCACAGUCAGCUGACCCGAACAUGUCCAGCUUUGGCAAUAAAAACCGUUGCUAUUUGAAUUGCUAGAGAAGAAGAUUGAAGUAGGAGACGAUAUAAGAGCGUUAAGAGUAUAGCUGCUGUAGAAGUCAAGAAAAAUAAAAACCAAGAUGUAAGAAGUAAACUCUCGGUACUUCAUCGAUUAGCGAGUGAGUUGCUCGAACACGCCCCCACAAUACUUACCGGAGUUCUUUUUCAUCAUCUGUUUUUCCGAAAAAAAGACGUCCAGUCUUUUAAAAGUUCGGCUUAAAAUCUAUAGGAGGUAUAAUUACCCUCUUAGCCUUGGAAAUCAUUGUUAAGUCGCAAACGUGAAACCGGGUUGGAGAGACACUAUGGUACCUCGAAAAACAGCAACAAGAAAAGAGCUUCGAUUAGCUAUCCUAUGCUCAAUGCUAAAUUCACGAGACAUGUAGACCACAUGAACAAAACCUACAUCAGUUCUUUAUAGGUGGAAGCUCAGAAUAAGUAACAAAAACGAAAACAAAGAUAUUGAAAACGCAUCCACGUUGCAAGCAAAUAUAUACUCUUGAAUUCUGAACAUUUAGCAUACGUUUACCCUGCUUAUAUUGGCAAGAGCAUCUACUUUUUGUCCUGUGGUCUCCUCAUAAUUAAGAGCUUCGCAAGGUUCUGUAUGAUACACGUAUUUGGGCUGCAUAAAAUAGCGAGGGUUACUGCAGGCAGUAGGCAUUGAAUAUUUAACCUUAGCUUGCAUUUUGCACAAAAUAAGGUGUAAAGAAAAUUCGAGCACUAAUUAGAAGGUGUCUGUUUCAGUUUCACCAAAACGUUUACUCACAUGAAAGCAAAUUAAUGCACACGACCACAUAAUAUUUUGCAAAAAAGUUCAACAAUCGCGCUAUGUAUAUAAUAUAUUUUACAGCUGGUCUCUUUGCGGAAGAGAAAGCUGGCAGCGCACGAUUAAUAGCAAUAUGAUGUUGAAAUAGAGGAUAUUACAUGGCAGCGCGGGGAUACGAAUUUUAUCUACGAGUGCUGAAAGAGAUACUUUCAGCACGAGAAGGUAAAAUUCGAAUCCCCAAGCGGCCAUGUAAUGUUCUGUUUAUUUUAUAGAUGCUGAUGAAAUUUUACAUAAAACACAAUUUUUUGUAUUCAUUUUCGAAACAGCAAAAUAGUGCAAUUAUAGUGGUCACCUAUCGCAAAAUGCCUGCUACAAAAAUUUUAUGAAACUCGGAAAUAAAGUUAUAAAGAAGAAAUAAAGACAAUAAUACUUAUGAUUUUCUGUUCCAAAAAGUCGAAAUUAAUGUUAGUAACCAUGGGGACACCAAUAUCCUUACACGUCAAAGAUAAAAAUAGCAUCUUUACUGCGCGCGAUGAAGAUAUGAUUUUUUAUUAGUAAAAGGAAAAAUCCUGGUAUUUCAUCAGUAUCUAUAUAAUAAAUAGCGGAUACUAAAUAGUUUCACGACAAUUUAAGAGGUAUAGAUCGCCCAAAUGUACGUCAACAAAACGAGAUGUCAUUAUGAGGUUUUCGUGCGUUUCGCCUCUCAUAACAAACCCAAAAAUUAAAUUCCUUUCCAGCCAUCUGACCUCAAGUAAGUUAAUAACACAAAUAUAUUACGUUCUGCUAGGAAGAUAGCGAUGGCUCAAGCUUGUUAACAGCUUGUGUUACUGCAAAGUUUAUGCCAAAUUACUGUAGAAUGUUAAUGAAGAAAUACAUCAAGGUUGAACUGCACCGACAACAUUUUAAUACAUGAAAAAUCAUUAAAUUCGGCCGUGUAUGAACAAGUUUUACCUGGCUCAUCAUAGCAAGCUAGUAUUUCUUAAAAGCUUAAUUUGUCUGAAUUUUUUCUUUUUUUCUCUCUCUUUCUCUCUUAAAAGUAUCUCAAUCUUUUAAACUUAAAACGGAUAUUAAUUAGUUUAGUUUUCUGCCAAAUUACUUCAGUAAGUACGAAAACAAAGGCUAUUAAGGAGCAACGAAAGACCUAAAAAGUUAUUAAAAUAGUCAGUGAGCUAUAUAUAGUUCAAGUUCGUGACACUGUAUUUUGUCUGCUUGGGCUUCAGUUAGAAAAACGUAUAGUCUGUGCCAGGCUCUCAAAUAGUAGAGAUGUCGCAAAAACCAUAACUAUGCGAAAAUAAAGCGAAAAUAAGACGCUCUUGAUCAAAAAAAACAAUUUGUGCUCGACCUUAAACUAUUUUAUGUCUUACUUCAACUUUUCAAAACAAAUACAUCUCGGCAUUUUUGUUUUUGUUGAACUGAGGUUCAUGAUAAUUAUAAAAACAAGAAGACUAGUUUGUGUAAUCAAAUGGUGACGAAUAAUUCAAUUCCAGGCCAAACUUUUAAUGGUUUCCCUACCAUCAAGACAUGUUGUGCUCUUUAGUGUGUUAGGACUUGUAACAUCAUUUUUUAUUCCCCUGAUGUCUUCAUUCAUAACAUCUCACCUAGACAUCAUUAAACUUGGACGCCAUCUCGGGCAUUCAGAGUACAAAAGCUGCCAUAGCUGAAUUUAUGAAUUAGUAUAGGUAAUAGCAUGAUUUGUAGUGAUAUUUGGCAUAAAUACCACGAGUAAUAUUUCAAAAUUGUUAUACGUAAUUUCACGAGCCGUUAGUGAUAUUUAUGCAAAAUAUCACGUACAAAUCAUGCUAUCAUUUGUUUGUAAUACUACCCGCGAAGGUUUUGUAAUUUUUACAUGUGGGUAUUUCAAAUUAAGCUGAAAUACCACUGCUCUUAGCCAAUCAAAUUAAGGAAAUUUCUCAUGUAGUAGUAUAAACGCCGAAAUUUCGCGCCAAAUUAAGGAGUAACUUGUACCCGAGAAAUAACCACGCACCUAGCCUUAGUUAAUUAGGUAAUUUAAAAGAUACAAUAGGGCCAUUUAUACGAGGAAAAAUAAGACGCGUCUUAAAUAAGACGAGAACUUUCCGUAUAAACGGCACAUUUCGUCUAAAAUAAGACGCGGUUUAGCUAAGACGCGUCUUAUUAGAUAAGACAUGCUCGUAUAAAUGGUACAGUUCGCGUCUUAUUUAAGACGCAUCUUAUGUAAGACGCGCCUUAUUUUUCCUCGUAUAAAUGGCCCUAAUGACACACUCGCACCCGUAUAAAAGAAAGCGAUAUGUUGGCACCUGCAUAUCGUUGCAUCGCAGCCAAAUGGCGUUAAAAAAUUUUACUGAAAAUUACAGCAAAACAGUCGAAGAACUAUCCUGUUCGGCGGAAUUCUUCAGAGGAUUGCGAGCUAUUUUCCUUUCAGCGCUAAAUAUUUUUCUUUCCAUUACUGCAUUUCUGGGGAACACUCUAAUCCUAGUUGCCCUACGCAAGGAAACUUCACUUCAUGCGCCGUCCAAACUCUUGUAUCGUAACCUAGAGAUAACUGAACUCUGUGUUGGCAUCAUUGCUGAUCCUUUGGCUGUGACUUAUUGGACUUCUGUUGUGAAAGAAAGAGGGGAUAUUUGCUAUUACGCUUAUUUGGCAGAAAACCUUUCAGGUCAUACCUUAUGUUCCGUGUCUUUAUUAACAUUGAUUGCAAUAAGCUUGGACAGACCUCUCGCCUUGUUGCUAGGGCUCAGAUACAGACAAGUUGUAACCUUGAAAAGAACGUGUGUAACUGUAUUUGGGUUUUGGAUUUUGUCUAUAGUGUGUUCGUCUUGUUAUUCGCUUAUAAUAAAGCCGAAAGUUGCGCUCAGGCAAUUUAACAUGUCUGAGCGAAUUGAUUAGACUCCCUUGGUCUUAAAAGUAGCGCGUGGGAACAACUGAUACAAGAUCAAUACACGUGCAUGUCAUAAUCCAACCUAAUUAAGGUUGUUUUCUGUCUAUUUGAAGCUUUAAGUUAUAACCAAACAAAGACAUCACCUGCUUUGCUUUUGCUUAACAGUGCAAUAUCUCAGAAAAACAGGAAGAACUAAGAAUGAAGUUACCAUGCGCUUAGAUAAUUAGUUUACACAAUAUAGAUGCUGUGGGGAAAUACUGAUGUUAGUAAUUUUUAAAGUGCGUACUUGCGAGUAGUUACAGGGCAGUGAAAUGGCAGUCAGUAGACAAAUUUGACACAUGCACUUCCACCCAUAUAAAAGGAAAUGAUACGUUAAACAGUACAGGCAGCUGCAUAUCGUUGCAUCGCAGCCAAAUGGCGCUAAGAAAUUUUAAUGAAGACGUUAGCAAAACACUCGAAGAACUAUCCUGUCCGGCGGAAUUUCUCAGAGGUGGAGCUCUAGUUGGCGAGCUUAUCUUUUUAUCAGCGCUAAAUAUUUUUCUUUCCAUCACUGCAAUUCUGGGAAACACUCUGAUCCUAGUUGCCCUACACAAGAAAACUUCACUUCAUCCGCCGUCCAAACUCCUGUAUCGUAACCUAGCGAUAACUGAUCUGUGUGUUGGUAUCAUUGUAGAGCCUUUGGCUGUGACUUAUUUUACUUCUGUUGUGAAAGAAAGAUGGGAUAUUUGCUAUCACACAAAUUUGGCACUACGUUUCUCAGGUUAUACUUUGUGUGGAGUGUCUAUAACAACUUCGACUGCAAUAAGUGUGGACAGACUUCUCGCCUUGUUGCUGGGGCUCAGAUACAGACAACUUGUAACUUUGAGAAGAACAUGUAUAAUUGCUUUUGGUUUUUGGAUUUUGUCCAUCGUUGGUUCAUCUUCUAUAUUUUGGAAUCCUUAUAUACUUCUUUGUCAAUACAUAUUUACAGCUCUGUGUCUAGUCACCAUAAUCUACGCUUACACAAAAAUUUCCUAUACUCUGCAUCAUAAUCAAAUACAUGUUCAGAACCAUGUUGCUCAAGGACAACCGAGCCAAGCAAUUCCUGCACUGAACAUAGCUCGAUACAAAAAGACAGUGUUCAGUGCAAUGUGGGUGCAGGGAACAUUGAUUAUUUGUUAUCUACCGUAUUUUAUAGCAGUAGCUUUGCAACUUCAGAGAGGGAUGACUUUAUCCAUUUACCGUGCUCAGCAAUUUACGGCUACCUUAGUGUCUUUGAACUCGUCAUUAAACCCGUUGUUGUACUGCUGGAAGAUCAGAGAAGUGAGGCAAGCUGUAAAAGAAACAUUAAGGCAAAUGUUCCGUUGUUCGAGUUAG